ACCAACGCAUCGCUCGCCUCUUUUACCUUUUCAACCCUUUGUCGUAAUCAAAAGAGAAAAAAAAUAGCGCAUACGAGGCUUAAUACCCGCUAAGCUGCAUCCAAUACGCCUGUGUGUGUCCCCGCUCCCCACUCGGUACUCCCAAAGUCACUGGGUUUUCCGAGAGAAACCUAUUCGCUAUCUCCCCCACCUUCAAUUUUUUUUUUAUCUAAAUACGAGGAAAGAACUGGCUUCGCGCUCGGAGGUGUCGCUUACCGCUGAAUAUCAGAGUGUGUAGGCGCGCGUUUUUUUUUUUCAGAAUACUCGCGAGUUGUUGUUUUUUUGGUUUAUUUUAUUGUUGGUGUGAAAUUGAGAACAGUGGGUGAUUGUUCGGUUAUUGAACAACAGUUUUGGCAGAUGAAUUGAGAGCAGUCGUCUGACUUUUGUGGAGAGACUAUUAUUUGUGUGACUGUUUUGUUUAUGGUGAGAGGAUAUUUGUUGACAUCGGGGGCUGAUAUGAGUCGGAGAGGCUACGGUGAACGCGUGCACUCGGACCGGCGUUAUCAGUGAAUUUGUAUUUGUUUAAGGAAAGUGUCUCGAAGGGUCCCGUGACUGCACGACGCAGGAGAACGAAAUAAGAUACACCGGAGUAAGCCACACGGGGCACGUGCCAGGAGUGGAACCGAAUAAAUGACGUAAAUCCGAGGAACUAAAAGGGACGUAACGCUACCUUGCUGGUCCCCCCAACCCUUUCCCCUCUCCCCCCGUCUUUAUCUUUUUUCUUACAUCCUUCACCCCUCAACCAUUUUUCGUCCUCAUCCUCAUCACCGUCAGCCUUUAAAUCCCAACCCCCGUGAUCUCCGGAGACCCGUCAACACAGCCGACGUGUCCUCACUGUCACCUUUUUUUUUCCACUCGCCCCCUUUUACGAUUCGAUUGCCUGUCGCCAUCUCCAUGGUAAAAAAACAUUGACUAGCCUGCACGCCCUUUUCUCGUCACGACUCAUCAGCGGGACAUAAAAGCAAUCAAGAGGGAGAGACGCAAAGGGAACGCAUCCUGUGACAAUUUUAAAAGUUUGAGGGAUCAUCAGCUGAUAGUUAAUUCAACUUGCAGCACCGGAAGAUUCUCUUGGGCCUUUAUUAAAACUAGCAGCGAGCUUCCGUAGAUGAAGCACUUGAGCAUCGUUAUAAUCACAAAGAUUAAUUAAUAAUAGAAUACAUGUGGUUAUUGUGAACUACUUGUAUGAGAAUUGAACAUUGGAAUCGAAAAAAACGAAAUCUAAGUUGAAUAAUCAUCGAGUUGAGUCGGUGCGUGUGAAAGAGGAAAAAACGUCGAAGAGUGUGAUCAGCUGAACACGAAGAUGGCUAUGGUCAACAUGAACAACCUACUCAAUGGAAAGGACUCGCGCUGGCUACAGUUGGAGGUAUGCAGAGAGUUUCAACGCAACAAGUGCACCAGACCCGACACGGAGUGUAAAUUCGCUCAUCCACCUGCCAAUGUUGAAGUGCAGAAUGGACGGGUUACUGCGUGUUACGACAGUAUCAAGGGAAGAUGCAAUCGAGAAAAGCCGCCAUGCAAAUACUUCCAUCCACCCCAGCACCUGAAGGAUCAAUUACUGAUAAACGGACGAAAUCACUUAGCCCUGAAGAAUGCCCUGAUGCAGCAGAUGGGCCUAACCCCGGGACAGCCCCUUGUGCCUGGUCAGGUGCCUACAGUGGCAACCAAUCCCUACCUAACCGGAAUGCCACAGGUGAACAACACGUACACCCCAUACUUCACACCGAGUCCAAUAAUGCCAGCGAUAAUGGGACCAGCAGAUCCCACGGGGGUUGGUAGUCCACUAGGUGUUGUACAGCAGACAGUAGCAAUGCCGCAGAAGAUGCCACGUACCGAUCGUCUAGAGAUGGAAUCAAAGUCAUUCGGGUCUUUCUACUACGACAAUUUUGCCUUUCCGGGUAUGGUACCGUACAAACGUCCAGCUGGUGACAAAUCUGGUAUGCCAGUGUACCAGGCAACUGGUGCAACGACCUACCAGCAGUUGAUGCAGCUGCCGCAGCCGUUCGUGCCUGUGUCAUGUGAGUACGCUGGAACACCACCCCUUCCUCAAACCUCUAACCAGUCGAUAUCAAGCGUUCAAAAUUCAAUUCAAUCCCAGGCCUCAUCUAGCCUGGCCCAAGUGUCUGAGUCAAACGGUGUUAUGGGUGUUAAUAAUCCACCACCACCGCCAUCAUCAGCCAGUGGCGGUGGUAGUGUUUCAAAUACCAAUGAUAAUAAACAAUUAACGUUGAAUCACGACGGCGAAAACGCGCGUAACUCUCCCGACUUGAAUCACUCGAAUUCGCCCCAAGUUAAUCAGCUAACAGCCCACUCAGCUGGCGUAUCAAUGCCAACAAUGAGCGCAAUGACAACCUCAAUGCCGAACGUACCAAACUUCUCGAUGGCCAAUAUCGUGUCGCUUGCCAAUGCCAGUAUACAUCAGGCCAACGUCAACUCAAUGGCCAAUUACACGAUGGCGAACAUGGCGCACUUUAGUGUGCUGAAUACUCUGGGCAUGGGGCACAGUCUCACUGCCAUGGACCCGGCAGCGCUUGCUAAGGAAGUCGCCCAGAAGAACUACGCGAAAGCCAUUAAGAUGCAGACGAGCCAGCAGUACGGCAUCAAUCCCCUGACAGCUCUGAACUACACUGGAGUUGCCUUGAACAAGCAAGCGCUUGCGAUCAAUCAGUCGCAGGCAGCAGCUGCUGUGGCAGCCAGCGCUCAAACGCGUCAGAUGCUGCCGCCUGGUCUUGCUGGCAUACCUGGGGGUCCACUCAGUGGGCAACUGCCAGCCAGCCUUCUGCAUUACCAAAGGCCACCCAGCGCAACUCCCAUCAAUCCUUACUCCCUCAUUCGUCAGCAUCCUAUGCUACAUUCUCCCUACGUUCAGGCCUCUUUUCCUGGUGUACCUGCUGCUGCAUUACAACAAGCCGCCAAUCCAUACGCCCAGAAUCCCUACGCCAUGAUUCCUGGCAUGAGUGCUGUCGGCGUCACCGGUGUGCCUGGUGUACCAACAGCUGUUCCUGGCAUUCAUCAGGUGCCCACUGCCAAUCCUGCGACGAUAGCUGCGCAACCCCAGGUUGCCAUCCCCGUCAGCACGGGCGUCAUUAUGCAACCGUACAAGAAAAUGAAAACUACGUAAAUCAGUGCCAGACGAUCUUGCUGCCUUCGUGAAUGUUACAGUGAAUUUUUGUCACGAGGGCAGAAUGUGGUAUUGGUAUUUUACGAGAGUAGUUUCAUUUUCUAGUCAGACAUUGUCGAUGAACAGUGCCUUAAUGACUCGAUUCCCAUUAAUCCUGGCGACUUUGAUAAGCGAGUCGAGUGACGUGUGAAUUACUUUUAAUCUAGAAUUUAUUUUAAUCAAGUAAUGUACGUUAUAUAUAUUUUUUCACAUAACGUCGUGGUAAAGACUGUUUUAGGUUUUCUAUUUUAUCCUUCGACGUAUUUUUAUCGGACUCAUUUAUUGUGGUGGUUGAUUUUUUUGUUCUUGUUGGAACGGUUUUUUUUCGGGGAAUUGUGCACCAAGUUUUUCUUCUCGAUGGAAUUUAAGGAAUUGUUUGUUUUUAUCUUCAUUGAGACUUGAGGAAUUGUUACAGUGUAGUGGAUAUCUGUCACGUUAAUGUCUGUUCUGGGGAUUUUUAACGAUAUUUUUAUCAAAUUGUCUUGAGGUUUAGUCAUGUCUAAGCGCACUCUUGCCGCAAUGCUGCGACACUUCGCAGUCAUUUAUAUUUUAAUUGUUUUUUAUUUAUGGAGUAUGUUGUUGUAACAUGGUUUAAGUCUACUUGUUAUUGAUUAUGUUUAGUAAUUUUUUUUCUUAGCGGGUGGGCGAUACUAAUGCUAUUCAAUUUGGGAGAGUUACAUGUCGCGGUACAGAGUGAUCGUACGAGCCUCGUGUUUCGACAUUAUGAAGUUGAAAUGGAAAGAAUGUUAAGCACUGUUGAGGAAACGAGAUGAAUAAUUUUCAUCAGUGAUAAAUGCAGUGUUUUCUUUUCGAUGGAAAAUAGCACGAACGCCAUCACGAUACACAUUCACCAAAUAUUAACGCGGCCAAUGCGUUUAAUAAGCAGAGUAACUAAUGUAUUGUAUUUUUAUUAGUAAAUAUUACUGAUAGGUCCUUGUCAGAAUAACGUAUGACGUAAUCUAGAAGUAAGUGUGUGGGGUAUGUGAGAAAGCGCAUGAACGACAUUGAACAAAACAAAGGGAAAUGGAAAAUAUACAGGCGGAUGAAGUAAAUGUCUCGUGAAAGAAUAAAGAUACACUUGCCAGUGAUUUGAAACACUUUGUUUUUUCAAUAACAUAUGUCUUCAAGUACAUUUAUUAUACGAUAUUGAGAGUGAUAGAGGUAUAUACUUGUAUAUACGAUGUCUCGUACCAAGUGGGAAUAAAACAUUUAUAUAUUAAUAUAUUAUUGAUAGAGAUGUACGAGUGCAGGACAGCUGCAUGUUGGCGUAACAAUUUGUGUAGUGAUUGUAUCAUUAUGAUAGACUAGGUAACGACGGUCGUGAUUAAUGCCACGAAAUUUAUGAUAAAUAAAUAUUGAGGGGAGGUUGCUGUGAGUUUUGAAAGCUUGGGGGUAAUGGAGUGGGAUGUAAUAGACGUUGGAGGUCUAUUAUACGUGGAUUAACACGAUGGAGGAAUUGAAAAACAUUGUUUAUCGUUCGUUUGAAGUUUUUAAAAAAUUUUUUAGAAAAUGUGUAGAAUAACUUUGAAAAUAGGUAAUGAAUGUACUCUCAAAUUAUUUAGGAUAUUUUUCAUUUAUUUGAGGUAGAAAAAAAUAUUUAAGAAAGGAAACAAUCUACAAGUCGAUGUUGGGGAUUUUUGUCUAGAUUUUUUUUCUGAAAAGAUGGCGAUUAGGUAAUCAUUUUGAAAGAAGAAAAAUUGAAAAGUGUU
Diachasma alloeum is the source of this 4905-nucleotide messenger RNA. RefSeq lists its product as uncharacterized. The transcript has 7 exons. Lineage: Eukaryota; Metazoa; Arthropoda; Insecta; Hymenoptera; Braconidae. Gene Ontology annotation, molecular function: metal ion binding. Bases 1340 to 3157 code for a protein of 605 amino acids. The record is from RefSeq and is a predicted model, not a curated record.